GACACAAGUUGAACAUUCCACUGUCACGUUGAAACCACCAACACUUCACUCAAGUUAUCAAAAUGAUGAGGAAUUUACCUCGAAACGAGACUGAGGGGCAAAACGAGGCCACCACCCGCGGCGCCAUAGAGGGGGGACUCGUCGGCUCAGCAAUCGUAGCACCGACGUGGUACAUGUUGAAUCGCAGAUGGCCCGCAUUUCGCGCGAUGCCUCGUACGAUUAAGACACUGGGAGCCGUCAUCCUCAUAGCACCCCUGAUCUCCAUCAGGGCGGAGCACCGUGGGUUAGAGUUUCAUCGCCAGCAUUGGACAGGAAUUGGAAAGACGGAGAUGGAGAGGCGGGUAGAGGAGGAGCGGGCGAGGUGGGCUACGUUGAGUCCGAAGGACAAAAUAGCGGAGUGGGCAGCGAAGCACCAGCUCAGUGUCAUCGUUGGCAGCUGGGCCCUCACUAUGGGUCUUGUCGGCAGUAAAGUCAUGCGUGAUCCUUUGAUGUCCAUGCCGAACAAGAUUGUUCAAGUGCGUCUCUGGGCGCAGGGGCUUACCAUUGGUGUUAUCAUUGCUACAGCCGCGCUGACGCACUCGCAACGGGCACAGGCAACCAACAUGAGAAAGUACUCUCCGGAUCAUACUUGGGCCCACCUUCUGGACGAACAGCGUCUUGAGAAAGAACGCGCACAUAAGGCAUAGCAGUUGUCCUGUGCAUGUUGUUGGUAGUAUGCAUCUUUUUCUGUUGUAUCAAUACGCAGCCUGUUACCUGUACAUUAGUUCUGACGUUAGCACAAUCCAACC
Suillus paluster is the source of this 788-nucleotide messenger RNA. RefSeq lists its product as uncharacterized. The transcript is spliced from 7 exons. The record is from RefSeq and is a predicted model, not a curated record. The coding region runs from base 63 to 686 and encodes 207 amino acids. Lineage: Eukaryota; Fungi; Basidiomycota; Agaricomycetes; Boletales; Suillaceae.